Messenger RNA from Astrephomene gubernaculifera, 2096 nucleotides. NCBI's taxonomy places the organism in Eukaryota, Viridiplantae, Chlorophyta, Chlorophyceae, Chlamydomonadales, Astrephomenaceae. The record is from the annotation of a GenBank genome assembly.
GAGAGUUGCUGACAACCUCCUGAAGUCCGUUGCCAAGGACAUUGGUUGCGGCGAAGAGCCAGCAACAACUGCAAGAGCACAAACCAUAGCUGAAGGCCACGCCAUACGUCACGCCUUCUGACCUACUGUUACAUGUCCAAAAUGACAAGGGCGAAAGGCUCGUCUGGGUCAUGGUUAGGACUUCUGAUUAUUCUUGCCAUGUGCGGGCUACUCACUUCCUCUGUGGGCGCUUCAUAUGUCAAGCGCUGCGGCCAUCAGCUAUGCAUUGACGGCAAGCCAUUUUACUUCAUGGGAGCAAACGCUUACUGGUUGAUCGACUUUGUCCAGCGGGACAAGGGUACUGUGGACAAGUUCUUUGACUACUGCAACCAAUUCGGACUGAAGGUCAUCCGUCUUUGGGCCUUCAACCACCGCAUGCCUUACGCAUGGGGCAAGUACGAUGAGACCCAGUUCCAAGGGCUUGACUACAUUGUUGAUUCGGCCGGCAGGCACAACGUCAAGCUUAUCCUGGCGUUGGGAAACACCUGGGCUGCCUACCGCUCGCCGCAAGACUUCAUGAGCAUGGCUGGCAUCAACCCAGCUGGCAAGGACCUGCUGGACUUCUACCGCUCUUCUAAUGUGCGCCAUUUCUACCGUGACCACAUUUCCGCUAUCGUGUGGCGCACCAACACCUUCAAUGGCCGCCGCUACCGUGACGACGACGCCAUCAUGAUGUUCGACGCCAUGAACGAGCCCAGGUGCCCCGGCUGUGUGGACACCGCCUCGCAGGGCGUUGUACACUCUUUUCUGCAGGAGAUGUCCGCGCACCUGCGCGCCAACGCACCCAACCAGCUGGUCGCUCUGGGCACGGAGGGCUACUUCCUCAACUCGUACGAAAGCUCUAAUCCCGGCGCUGGUGCCCGCUGCGAGGGCGAGGACUGGGCGGCGUUGGGCAAGAUGGACACCAUCGACGUCACCGUGGUUCACGCUUAUGAGCGCCAGCUCGAGUCCGUCCCUCCCAAGUGGACCAAGUGCGACUUCAACUGCUUCUGCAACUACCUGGUCCAGUACCUCGGCACCCAUCAACGCCUGUCCUCCGACUUCGGCAAGCCACUUAUCCUGGAGGAGUUUGGCCUAAUUCUGCCUGAGUACACCAUUGAGCAGCGGGUGCUCCUCUUCCGUCUGGUAGCGGACAACAUGCAGUGGAUGAAGCAGACCGGCGGCCCCAUGGUUGGCGCUAUGUUCUGGAACGCCGCUAUCGGCAACGUGUGGGACGAUGGGUACAAUGUGUAUCUGGACGGUCCCGUGGCCAAGCCCAAACCGACACCGACGCCCACCUCUGCGCCGGUCACCACAAAGCCAAGCAGCGGCAGCGGCAGCACCCCCACGCCAACCUCGGCACCUGCCACCACGUCCGAGCCAGCACGCGCCCCAAUUGUCGCCAACACCGAGACGCUGACGGACUUCCUGCGCGGCCCGCAGCGUGCCGCAUGUGCCGAGGCCGCUGCCAGAUGGUGGCUGCCCUCGUGGACAGCGGCCUGGGCGCAGACGGUUGACAUGACCGCCAUGACCACACGCUGCAAGGACAUGACGGUGCUGCGAGUGCUGCUGGAUACCAAGCAGUAUAUCUAUUCAUAAGUAGAUGUUCCUUCCCCUUUCAGCUCUCGUCACUUGUUUGCGCCUGUGAGGGACACCCACAUACUUGGAUGCAUGGCAUGUAUUCUGCAGAGCUGCUAUAUCUAUUCAUUGCUGUAGUAUUCUUAGUCUUGCAUGUACACGGUUAGAGCAGGGUUGACCUAGAACUGCUUGGCGCGUCAUUGCAUGUCCAAUAAUUUUAACUCCGUUUCUAGCCAGGGGAAGCGACGCGGCCCACGUCAUUAAGCAUUCAAACAUUCUCUAAAGGGCCCUGGACUUUCCCACAGAACAACUGUUUGUGGCCAGGUGCCCCGUGAUUAUACAUUUUGCCGCUUCUUGAUGUCAGCAGUGAUCUUGCCAACCACCGUGAUUGUACGACGUACCGGUAUGUCCUAACCUGCAUGGUGUAUUUUUCAUUCUUUAUUGGAUCUUAAGUCGAUCUGCGAUCAUAUACCGGUCAUUGUAGCCGUGAUUACCUGCAC